Molecule: messenger RNA, 402 nt
Organism: Protopolystoma xenopodis
Lineage: Eukaryota; Metazoa; Platyhelminthes; Monogenea; Polystomatidea; Polystomatidae
Source: the annotation of a GenBank genome assembly
AUGUCAAGUAUCACCAAUAGCGAUAUUCCUUCUCUUUUCAUUGGCAGGACAAAUCAUGCUGGGGAUCGAUAUAAGGUAUUUCUCAAUUUGACCAAUACCUCUUCUGUCUCUGCUCAACUGGACCCUGCUUUGUUUAGCAGUCGGGUUCUCGCGCUACUCAAUUCUGCUCAGUUCAAUGACUCGUCGACCAACCCUACAAACGCUUCAGACGGCUGGCGCCCCAGUUAUGAUCAGCUUGAAACUUGGAAAGUACUACAAGCCCGUCUGAAACUAAACUUUCCUGAACUGGCAAUACUCAGUGACGACGCCGACAAGGAUGCCGACGAAAUAUCUGGGAAUCUACCACGUCUACGGUCCGACUCUGGAAAUUAUCAUGCAUACUAUUCAUGCCAAUAUGACUAA